GCACGGGUCAUCGCGUUAUCUUGGCAGACUGGAUUGUACGAGUAUAAAACGUGAGCAAACGAAGCUCGGCCGUUCCCAGACUUGGAAUCAAAACUCUUUUGCGCGCAUUGCUCACUAUACUAUUUUUUUAAUUUACUUUCUUAAUUGCUGCUGUUUUUUAUUUCUUAAAAUUUUAAUACAUAUUGCAAAAUUAUUUUCACCGUUAAAUACUGUGCAAAAAAUGUCUUUUGUUCCUACCGUCACAGACAUCGGCUCUAUCUACAGCCUCGAGGUGGAGGCUCAGUCCAAGCGCUACGCCCAGCUGGCCAAGUCGUUUGAGGAGCUCUAUGGAUCCAAGCCUGAAUUUACUGCUCGCGCGCCCGGGCGCGUUAAUAUCAUUGGCGAGCACAUCGAUUACUGCGGCUUCCCGGUCUUCCCGAUGGCGAUUGCGCCCGACACCCUGAUCGCCGUCCGGGCCAACGGAACUGAUCGCGUUCGUGUGGCCAAUGUCAACGCAGACAAGUAUCCCGCUCGCGAUUUUUCCGCCUCUGGUGAUGUAUUCGAUAUCGACUCGGCGCUUCACGAGUGGUCCAACUAUUUCAAGUGCGGAUACCGCGGCGUGUUCGACCAUUUGGGACGCAAGGACGGAAAGGGCUUUGACGCCCUGCUCGACGGCACAGUGCCUGCCGGAAGUGGCCUUUCAUCGUCGGCGGCAUUUGUAUGUGCGACAGAGCUGGCCGUCCAGCGCAUCAAUGGCUUUGAACUGACGCAGUCAGAGCUGGCUUCGAUUGCAGCCAGCUCCGAAUGCCAUGUUGGUGUGAACUCGGGUGGCAUGGACCAGACAGCCAGCAUCAUGGGCCAGCAGGGAUCGGCGCUGUUUAUUGAGUUCCACCCUGAGUUGCGCACCACUCCAGUCAGGUUCCCCAGCGUCAGCCCGUCGAUAGCGUUUGUCAUCGCCAACACACUGGUUGUCUCUGACAAGCAUGUGACUGCGCCCGUCUGCUACAACCUGCGCGUGGUCGAGACCCGCGUUGGCGCGCUGAUUCUGGCAAAGCACCUGGGCAUCUCCGAACGCCCGGCAUGCAAGGAUGUUGACCCCCUGACAUUCAAGAUCGUCAUGGGCGAAUACUUUGCCGACCAAGCUGAUAGCGGCAAGGAUGAGGUCCAGGUUUGGAUUGACCGCCUGUCUUUCAUGCUAGAGGAGUCCAAGAAGGCGUUUGGCAGCCAGCCUGAUGGCUAUACCCGCGAGAGUAUGGCAGCUGCGCUCGACAUCUCGCCGGAGGCUCUGAGUAUCAAGGUGCACGAGAACCAGUUCCCGGUGCGCGCCGACAAGUUCCAGCUGCUGAACCGCGCUCUGCACGCGUUCUCCGAGACACUGCGUGUUGUCAAGUUCCGGCAGAUCUGCGAGCAGCCCUCGGGCGAUGUGGCAAGGGCUCUGGGAGACCUGAUGAACGAUAGUCAAGAUAGUUGCCGCGACUUGUUUGAGUGCAGCUGUCCGGAGCUUGACGAAAUAUGUGCUAUUGCCCGUCGCGCCGGCUCAUUCGGCUCGCGCCUGACGGGUGCUGGGUGGGGCGGCUGCUCAGUCCAUGUGGUGCCCGGCGACAAGGUUGAGGAGGUGAAUAAGGCGCUGGCAGAGGAGUACUACGCCAAGCGCUUCCCCGAACUCACCAAGGAGCAGCUCGACGACGCGCUGUUUGCCACAGCGCCCGGAUGCGGCGCCUGCUAUUACAACGAGGCUUGAUUAAAUUAAUUAUUAGUUUUCAGACAUAAUCGAAUCAAGUAUAUUUCAAAUCAGCAAUGCUUUAUCGAUGACUUGUCCGCAUGCCACACUGCGUAUUGCCGAUUUCAAGGCCAUGUUAUAAGUAUACAGAUGAC
Messenger RNA from Kickxella alabastrina, 1854 nucleotides. RefSeq names its product ribosomal protein S5 domain 2-type protein. Gene Ontology annotation, biological process: galactose metabolic process; carbohydrate phosphorylation. Gene Ontology annotation, molecular function: galactokinase activity; ATP binding. The record is from RefSeq and is a predicted model, not a curated record. The coding region runs from base 221 to 1720 and encodes 499 amino acids. Lineage: Eukaryota; Fungi; Kickxellomycota; Kickxellomycetes; Kickxellales; Kickxellaceae. Gene Ontology annotation, cellular component: cytosol; cytoplasm. The transcript has a single exon.